CGAACAAUGGCAUCAGUCAUCUGUCAGCUUUCCAAUCCGGCAACACAGCAUCUUACCAGCCACAGUGCAGCUUCGUCUAUUCAACUCCAGUAAACCAACCAGCAACCAAAAGUAUAAAAUGGCUUCGUUCAAAGUGCUCGGUAGCUUGAUUGUCGUCCUGCUGGUCGUUCUCGCCCUGAGCGGUCACGCCGAGGCCGGCUACCGGAAACCACCCUUCAACGGUAGCAUCUUCGGCAAGCGCAACGGUAACUCUGUCGACUACGAGGGAAAUGCCAAGGUCCUGUCCACCAUGUGCGAGAUUGCGGCCGAAGCCUGCCAGAGCUGGUUUACGCAAGAGCAGAAGUAAAGCAAAGCAAAGCUCCCACCUUCGCCAGACAGACCGGACAGAGACGACCGCCCGCUCAACGAUUUGAUGUGCUUCUACGACUACUUGCAACAUAAGCUACAGCGAAUUUUGGAUUUGAACACACGUGGUUUGCGUAUGAGGACCAAAAACAAGUUUGAAAACACCCCUAAAAAAAUGAUCAAAAACAGUUUGUGCCACGUGUGCAGAGCAGGGCUGCGAGAAGGCCUUGGUUUCAUGUAAACGUUCUAUUCCGGAAUAAAAUGUUUUGUGCUACCUAAUCCGUAAAACGUGCUUCAGUAAAA
This is a messenger RNA of Anopheles merus, 648 nucleotides long. RefSeq names its product neuropeptide SIFamide (gene SIFa). Bases 119 to 346 code for a protein of 75 amino acids. The transcript has 2 exons. NCBI's taxonomy places the organism in Eukaryota, Metazoa, Arthropoda, Insecta, Diptera, Culicidae. The record is from RefSeq and is a predicted model, not a curated record.